AUGACUCUUGGGGGGCGAAUCAAGGAGGGGGCUACCUCUGCAGCUAACCAAUUCUCAAGAAUCCUGUCCGCCCAGUUGUCACAGGCUGAUGAAGCCCACCCUGGUCCCAGUGUCUCUUGGUCACAGAAGGAUCCGAGAAAGCUUGUGCAAACCUCCUCUCACCUCCUUCCCUUCUGUUCUUUAGUCUUUAGUCUUUGUCCAGGCCGCUCCCACCUCUUGCCAUGCCCUCCCCCUCCCUUCCCGCCCUCCACCCCGGGGCAUCCCCCCACCUUCAGCGCCCAGCCCAAAUCAUUGAGUUAUACCUCCCAGGCCAGCGGAAGCCACUCUCCACACACGCGCUGGGUGGCACAUCUCCCUGGGAGCCCCUUUUCCAGCUGCUUGCCCACCUGCCUUGCACCCUCUCCGUACGGCUGUGCUUUUCCUGCGGUGCUGUUUUAA
Rangifer tarandus platyrhynchus (Svalbard reindeer) is the source of this 438-nucleotide messenger RNA. The record is from the annotation of a GenBank genome assembly. Lineage: Eukaryota; Metazoa; Chordata; Mammalia; Artiodactyla; Cervidae.